AUGAGCCAGCUGGACGUCGAUGAUCUGUCGCUACCGUCCUCAGGAACAGGGUCCCCGACCACAUCAACGGCGUGCAAAAAUGCGCCCUCUCCAUACGGCACGCUUCGAUUCCCAGGGGGCGACGAGCUCGUGUCUCUGGCAGAGAUAGCAGAGGGGCUGAGACAGGCACAGGGUCGGUACCACAGACUCAAUAUCCAGCAUUCCGAACUGGGCGAUGCCAGGUUCCACAGGAUCAUCGAUCUGCUCCGCAUCACACACAAGCCUGUCGAGAACAGCGACGGGAACGACGCUCCGGCUGCGCAGAAGGGAGAGCACCACGCGGCUAAAAGCGAAUGGCUUCGACUGUUGGUACCUCACCUUGAUGCUUGGAGGAUUCAACCGAGGGAGCCCUACCACUCCUUUCGCAUCAUCGAGCUGGACAACAACGAGCUGACCUCGGUAUGUCUGCCGGCCAUCACUGCGUAUCUGACGGGCAAUCUUACGCUUCACACCCUUUCGCUUGGCGGCAACGAGAUCGAAGGCGACGUCGAUGCCUUCUCCGACCUGGCAAAGGCUCUGGGAAAGUCCGCGCUUAGGCAUCUGCGCCUCUCCUCCAAUCCCAUUCCGCGUAGGUCCAUGGCGGCCUUCUUCGACUCGAUGCCUCUUACCGGAACCUCGCUGGAGCGUUUGGAUUUGUCGAACACUCUAGGAGCACAGAUUCCAACAGUUGACAACUUGCCGAACAACGACAUCGCGGACACGGCGCUGGUCGCCAAAUCCAUAGCCAGCUUCAUCGCCGAUUCGCAGCGAUGCCGAGGCUUGUAUUCUCUGAGCCUUGACGGCAAUAGCUUCGAUGCUCGAACGAUCCGAACCAUCAUAUCUGCGUUCAUCGGCAGUGGCCGCAGACCUCCAAUGUUUCAAGGCAAGGAUGGCCCGAAAAACGACAUCUUCUUUCACAUCGCCUAUCAUGCGAGUGAUCGACCACCGAACACAUCCUUGGAGACCCUUAGCCUAUUCGGUAAUAUGCAGAGAGGCUGGGAACCAGAAGACCUGCAAAGCGAGCACGAAAGGAUUGACGCGAUCCAAAGCCGUUAUGCCAGGGUGCCCCUCAGCGAGUUCGGAAGUAUCGUGUCCUUCUUCGAGGCAAGGGCGGAGGCGAGACGGUCGAAAGGAAGCUGCGAUUCUGAUGAAGAGCUUCCAAUCGAGGUGAAGCACCACAUGACAACCCUCGGUGUGACUUUGGACCAGUGGGAGGACGACUUUGAGGAAGCUUUCUAUCUGGGUUGCGGCCUGAACCUGUUCAAUUGGAAGGCUCUGCUGGCUGAUCAAGUCAGGGUCAAUGCAACUUGGAGCAUGUACAGUCGCGAAGCUGCCAUCACGCUCUUGAAGGCGGCGAGGACACUGGGCUGCCGGGCAAAGAAAGGGCCACUCUCUAACCAAGAGAGAACUUCACCAGGAUUUUACAGGUUCCUCGAUCUGCCCCCGGAGCUCAAACUUCACGUACUGCGUCAGCUGGACGAGCGCCCGGGUCUCACCGAACGCCAAUUCCUCAACGUCGUCAGCUUCGCGUGCGAUCCCACCACCAUUGGCUACGGCCAGCCCGACUUUGACUGGUCGGGGCUCCUCAACGGGCUCGCUGGUGAAGUCGGCCACCAGGGCAGCUCUCUCUCACCGACGCUGCCAGCUGUACCGUGGAACUGGAACGACUGCUUCACGCAUCGAGCGCCACCUCGAGAUUGGAGUGCAGAUCUCAUGGACGCCUCGGACGACUUUGGAGAACGCGCCGCUCGCACCACACUUCCCAAGCCCGGCUAUUCUCGUUAUAGGCCUAACCUGUUCGCCUUUUUCGAGUCUACUCAGACGCAGCACUGGGAAUGGUGA
This is a messenger RNA of Kalmanozyma brasiliensis GHG001, 1860 nucleotides long. RefSeq lists its product as uncharacterized. The transcript has a single exon. Lineage: Eukaryota; Fungi; Basidiomycota; Ustilaginomycetes; Ustilaginales. The record is from RefSeq and is a predicted model, not a curated record. The coding region runs from base 1 to 1860 and encodes 619 amino acids.